Messenger RNA from Aaosphaeria arxii CBS 175.79, 2527 nucleotides. Its product is annotated as kinase-like protein. Gene Ontology annotation, biological process: protein phosphorylation. The transcript has a single exon. Lineage: Eukaryota; Fungi; Ascomycota; Dothideomycetes; Pleosporales. Gene Ontology annotation, cellular component: cytoplasm. The coding region runs from base 153 to 2390 and encodes 745 amino acids. The record is from RefSeq and is a predicted model, not a curated record. Gene Ontology annotation, molecular function: ATP binding; protein serine/threonine kinase activity.
CUGUGGCUCAGCACAGCUGGACAAUCAGCAUGUAAAUACCGAAGGUCUCCAAGUCGUCACCAAGCGACCAAAACCUACUGACCUUGCAAUGAUUGUGUACCCUCGAGGAGUAUUCAGACACAUCCAAUGUGUCUUAUAGCAUAACCAACCAGAUGCGACAGACCGUAUCUACCCAACGGUUCAUCAACACCAAACGCUACCGACCGAUUCUCAACGAUGUGCUGGACGCGUUUGAGGCUUUCUGCGCGAACGGGUCCAACCGUGUUGCAUGGCGUAAUCUCCGCGUUUUCCUCACGAUAUACAUUGCGAAGUAUUUCGACUACAACAAUGGUCUUCCAUCACGGAGUUCUUCCGUCAGAGCAAAUCACCUCGCCAGCCUCCCAGUACCGCAUCUGGGACACUUAAUUGGCGAAGUUGUUUACGUGCUACUCCUAAGCGCCGGUGUCCUACGUGCGAGCGAUGACCGGAUCCCAUGGCCGGUGACAGAAGAUACGAGAAAACUGUCUUUGGUAUCUGAGGCUGUUCUUCAUAGAAUAUUGCUGGAUGUGACAAUCGAAUUGAGCGAUCUACUUGGCUCUGCCAGACUUGAUCGCUCUUCGGGUGUUCUAUUUGGCUUCAUUCAUGAUUGGAAUCCAUCUGAAAGCGAACACCUCUAUGAAAGAGUUUACUCCUUUCAGCUGCUUAUGAGCGAGGCGAUCAUUGAGCCAGUACAGAUAGAACGAAAGGAAACUUUGCUGGAUACUUCAGUGAACCGCCUUCGAAGAGCGUUGAGUGCACGGUUAGGUUCCAAACGUCGAUCGAACAAAUCUAAUCAACUUGCUGAGGGAAUCACUCCGCGCAAUCGUCCUAUUUCAAUUGCUCUUGGAGAAACUUUAGUACGGCCCAAGGCUCAAUUACUACCGGAUAAUGGACUCUUCGAAGAUUUCAUCGUGGGUUCUACGACUAACACCCAACUAAACACCAUCACGGAAGAAGAAUCGUCCAACGAUAGCAAUCGUACUCUCGUGCCUUCAAGCAAGUCUACAAAAUCUAUUAAGCAUGCAUCCAGAAAAAGCUCUAUCGAUAUUUUGCGAAUCAAAGAGCUGCGGAAAUCAGAUAGCCUGCAUCCUAUAAUCUUCGAUGAUGCACAGAGUGCCCGUUCUGGCACUUCUGGCCACAACUCCUUCUUCACGGCCGAAACUCACAUUUCCAUAACAUCGGACAUGCACCAAUCGGGCAACAGGAACAGUAUCAGCACAUUUAUCUCGAUCGCGACUUCGAAUACAUUCGACCAGGACCUUAUGUGCAGCGCCUAUCGUACCUUGCUAGAAGAGCAUGACCUAAUACCAGAGCCCACUAUGGAAACCAAUUGGUCUGGCCGCGGUCAGCAUGCAGAGUACGGCAAGGAUGAACACGACGACAUUCCGCUACAGGUGGAGAUGGUUCUGGGGAAGACUCGGACUGCCCUAGUGGAAAGCGUUCGCUGUAAGCGGGUCCGGCUUGUUCGCAAAACGAUGCGAUGCACGAAGUGGAGCGGCAUCACCCGGGAAGACGCGCUUCGAGAAGUACAACACCUCUACCGAGUUCAACAUUCGCACAUCGUUCGACUCGUUGGAACGUACGUAAUCGGAAAUGAUCUUGCGAUUCUCACAUACCCUUGCGCCGAAUGGAAUCUGGAAGUGUUCAUGCGGACGCUCACCACAGCAGAAGAUAUGGAGAUACGACGCAAGUCACUCCGCCAUUUUUUCACAUGUCUGGCUAAGGUGCUCGAUUUCAUGCAUUCAUUCCCGCUCAAGCACAUGGACAUCAAGCCGCAGAACCUGCUUGUCCGCGACAUUCGAGGCUCGGACGUGAACGAUUCGGACCCAUACAAGAUUUACUUCACCGACUUCGGCAUCUCUCGCUCUUAUCCUUCGAUUGAAGAGAGUGAAACUGAAACGCCAACUUCAUUCACUCGCACAUACGCUGCUGCUGAGGUUAUUCUACAGGAAUCACGUGGUCUGUCGGCAGAUAUCUAUUCCCUUGGUUGUGUGUUUGCUGAGAUGAUCGCAACCAUUCUCGAUGUCUCAAAAACAAAUGAAACAAACCCGACGCAGACUCAUUGGGGGGCACUUGAAAAUGCAAGAGGGAAAACCGAGACAGGCCAACUACGACCGUACUAUUCCGCCGUUACGAGCGUGCAGCAAUGGCUAUCGCAAUUAUCCAUCGAAGAGCCCGAGCUACGCGCCGUCAGACACUGGACGAAAGAGAUGAUUCAAACCGACGCAUCAGCACGACCGAGCGCCAGGCAGAUUGCAGACGAUCCUCACCUUCCAUUUGCAUGCUUGAGCUGUACUCUCCGGACCGGCCCCGAGGACUUUGAAUGCGCCGAACCAUGCGUGGCAACCACCACCAGAAAUGGAAACGAUUGAAAAGUGCCGGAGACAUAUAUCGCUCAUUGAGUGUUUUUAGUGGGAGCAUCUACUGAUUCACUAUAUUGAGCAUCAAUCAUUCGCCAGACAGUGUUUCUUCCAUAUUCGACGACCGGAAGAUGUAUCCCUGUCCAUCA